This is a messenger RNA of Aspergillus terreus NIH2624, 2436 nucleotides long. RefSeq lists its product as uncharacterized. The transcript is spliced from 2 exons. Bases 1 to 2436 code for a protein of 811 amino acids. NCBI's taxonomy places the organism in Eukaryota, Fungi, Ascomycota, Eurotiomycetes, Eurotiales, Aspergillaceae. The record is from RefSeq and is a predicted model, not a curated record.
AUGACCUUGACUGUCGGCGAGGUCUCCGGCUUGAUCGCCGCGGGCGUCUUCGUCCUCCAGGUGCUGCUUCCCUUGGUGAUUCCCUUUCUCCUGAUUGCGUUCCUCACGGACGUGAACUCCGUCUUGACAUGGUACCACCUGAUAUGCGAAACAUGGGCGUCUCUCGGACGGUAUUUGCAAUCGUCCCUCUGGCCGGGCAUCCUGGGCACCAGCACGGCGGCCUCAGACGGCGUCCAAGGACGAGUUUUCUACACGCAAUGGGUACAGACCGCCGUCCUGGCGGUACUCUCGAUCGCGUCGAUUUGUACGCCUCUAGGCCUUCAUGAUACGGUCGAGCUGUCCUCGAGCCAGACUGCGCAGCCAUUCGGCUACGUUGUCGAUUCUUCACCGUUUGGUGCCGGCACGCCGAUGCGGAGCACCGCGCCGUUCACACGCUCUUGCGGCGACCAGGCAUGUCCGGGCCAGAGCUUCACGCAAACCUGCCAUCAGGAAGGUCUCCUCCAGUACUGCAACUACACCUCCUAUGAAAGCCGCAUGCCCGGCGACCUACUGAAGCUGUUCAACGACGGAGCGUCUGCCCUCAGUCCCACCGUCUCCAGCAUCUUCGACAUGCAGUACCGGAACUAUAUCAACGGCUCGGUGCGCAACAGCAAGCUGGGCUGGUACGCCAUGCCCACCUAUCGCCAUAUUUCCAUGCUGUUGACCGAGGGCCAGGACAUUCGCGUUGUGGAGGGCCUCAUCGUCGACGAGAAACAGCGUGGCAUCGGGUUCCGCAACCACACCGCGCCGAUGGCCGCGCUGCCCUACGGCUCCAGCUGGUCCGAGGAUAUCCUGUUCAUCGAGCCCGAGACGCAGUGCGUGCCGCUCAACCUGACCAUCGACUUCGAGCGCCCCAACAACUACGAGGUCCUCUACAACACCAUCAACACAGUCCUCACUGACCGCGGUGGGUUCUCGAAUCUGUCGCGCACCGCUCCAAACCUCACCGUCGUCGAGAACGGCCAGGUGUUUGACCUGCGCGAGCGCGCAUACAAGGCCGCCUGGCUGAACAACUUCCUCACCAUGGCGUACUACAACGCGACGGACCGCGACCCGUCCAACAUCCAGCGCAUGGACGUGCGCCCCGGCCAGACCUUCGACCUGCCCAAGACCGCCACCAACCUCUCCAUCGGAUACUGGAACAUCCGCACGUCCAUCGACCUUGGCGAGUACCUCGACUUCACGGCCAACGCCUCCACCAACCCGCAAGCCGUCUCCAUGGAGGACUUCCUCUACGCAGCAACCCUCUGCGGCGGCUCCACCGCCAGCAGCGCCCCCAACAUCAACAACACCCUCAUCGCCUGCAGCCUCGUCUACGGCGCCGCCUCCCGCACCGACGGCGGCUCCGACCUCCUCGUCGACCCGGGGUCCAAGUGGUCCAUGCCACUGUACACCUGCGCCACGGCCAUCAAAGCCGCCGUCAAGACCGUCACCUUCCGCUACAACGGCACCGGCCUGCACGCCCUCACCGUGCAGUCCAUCCACGACAAGCAAUACGGCGCCGCCACCGUUCCGCCGCCGCUUUGGGGUGUCGAAUCCAUCCACGAUCAAACCAUGAGCACCGCACGCCCAACCUGGGGCAUCCUCGGCCCCAGCAACGCCACCGCCGACGCCGCGACCACCGCCCUCCUGUCCACCUUCAACAUCACCACCGUCGCCCGCGACCAGCUCUACCUCCCAGGCUACAUCGACGCCACGUCCCCGCUCCGCGGCCGCGACCCCGUCCCCGUCCUGGAGGGCCAGAACCUCCCAGGCGUCGAUUUCUACACACAGAUCCUCCUCCGCGCCCUCAGCGUGCACCAGCAGCCCUCCACGCCCUACGGCGACUACUCCGGCUUCACCAGCAUGGCGCUGUACACGAAAUGGCAGGAACUGUCCGCGUCCGCAUCCGGCACAGCCUCCAUGAUCGACCUCAUCUGGACCGACCUCGCAGCCAAUACGGUCGUCGGCACGCGCGGCUGGGGGCUGCGCGGCGCCGCCUCGCACGAGGGCAUCCCCGAGGGCAUCCCCGAGGGCAGCGGCAGCGGCAGCGGCAUCACGCGACGCUCCCCGACAAAGUCGACAGAGAGUGGCGACGCAACAGUGCCGGUGGCAGUGUACGAGCGCAAGAUCCGCUACCGCGUCCCGUUCGCGAUUCCGGCGUUCGUCAUCGCGGCCGUGACGCUGGGCGUGCUCGUGGCCUUGCUGGUGCUGCUCGGCCUGCGGCGCACGGGUCUUGCCCGGUUGAAGCUGUUCCUGGAGGGCACCUCCGUGGGCCGGGUGCUGGCCGUGCUGCUGUUUGAGAUUGAUACCGCGGAUGCGGGGUGGAUGCAAGCUGUCCGUGAGAAGAGGGUGCAGAUCACACGCGAGAGCGUCGCUGUCGAAGAGGAGAGUUUAUUACACCAGGCUGCGAAGUGA